CACCAAUUUUGCUGUCAUAUUUUUGUGGAUAUUUCUUACGUUCUUGUUGGAUCAUUUUCGUAUUUUCAUAUAAUUCGAAACUGUAGUAGGCACAUGCUCUCCGUUAAUUCAAUUUCAUUCGGUAAAGUAGGUAGAAUCAAGAAAAAUGAACGUCUAUGUGUAGUUAUCUAACAAAAAUUAAUAAAUAUAGGACAAAACCUUUUAACCCGAAAGACAAGUAUUUUUUUAAGUAAAAUGUUUGCGAGUCUGAAAAGUAAAAUUAAGGAGGAGACAGGGAGUGACUUGAGUAGAUUGACUAGUAGUUGGCGGAAUGGUGCCCUUUUAGGACGAAUGGGUCUUCGAGAUGAUUCGUCUACAGCUAGUCCAUCUAGUUCUGGAGGCCCUGCAGAGACCCUUUCAGACUCCUUAUCACCUCAGCUAGAGUCUUACUUAACAGACCAUAUAGAUCAUGCUACCCUUCAGCACCAGUAUUCUUCACAGCUAGAAGAAAAGCUUCGAGAGCGAGAUGCCUUUUGGCAACAGAAGAUUGAGGAGGUGAAGAACUCCCUAUCAACCGCUCAAGGAGAGGAAGCAGCGGCGGCUCAGGCAGUAGCUCGGGCUGCUCAAGCGGAAGCAGCGAAGGCAGCCACCGAGCGAGAUGCAGCGGAGAAACAGUUGACCGAACUACGCGGUCGAGUCGCUGCAUUAGAACGCGCCCAGGACCGUCUCGAUGCUCUCACGGAGGAAUUGGAACAAGCACGUCGCGAAUGGGCUCGAGAACGCAGUGAUUUGACUGCAAGCGUGAGCACGUGGGAAGGGCGCGCGCGGGACCUCGCCGACGAGGUGGCUCUAGUGCGCGCCGUGUUACCGCCUACGGAGCCGCUGCAUCGCGUGCACGACGACGAUAAACACUCGCUCACACCCACCGGGUGCGAGGAUUACGACCGCGUAUGCCGCGAGAGGGCGGUGCUGUCGCGACAGUUGCAGGAGGCCAAGAUGGCGCUCGCCGACGUCAAGACAUCUUGGAGCGGACAGAUCGCCUCAUUGGAGACGCAGGUGGCGCGACUGUCGCGACAAGCUGGCGAAGAGGGUGCAGAAAGAAGAAGAGUGGAAACAGAGAAGAAAGAGAUGCAAGAGAAACUCAUCAACAUGGCCGUCGAACUGGAAAAGACUAAACAGAACCUCAUUAAUAGCGAAGCUAAGGUGGUGCGCCUCAACGGGGAAGUGCACUCGCUCGCGAUGGAAGUGAAGUCCCUGCGCGGCAACGCCAGCCACGCGGCCGAUAAAAAUAUGGAACUGCAAAGUCGUAUUGAAGCGUUGACCGAGGAGAAUAAGGAGUUGACAUUAGCUUUGGAGAGUGAAAGCGAACUGGUUCGAACGUUGAGAGAGAAGAUGGAGCAGUGUGAGCGGCGCUUCGACGAACAAUCGGCCGAAGUGAACCACCUCAACUCUCUCGUCACAGACAUGCAGCACGACUACGUGGAUAUACAGCGGAAGUAUGACAAAGAGAGGCGAGAGAAGGACGAGGCAUUGUUACGCAAUGCUCACAUGUCGCAGACGAUAGAAAUGAGCCAAUGCAACGUGCGCUACCAGGAGGUGGAGAUAAACGAACUCAAAGCUAAGAUAACGGAGCUCAACUCUCUUAUAGCAGAACACAAGGAGAAUCAGGCAGCUUGUAUGUUGAUAAAAGAAAAUGAAGAGGCACGGAAAACUGAAAUCGAAGAGUUGAAGAGACGAAUAGAAGAGGUGACCGAAAACGAAGCAACUUUAAAGAAAACUAUACAAGACUUAGAAACUGAAAUCUGUGAUAAAAAUAAAAAAAUAAAAACAUUAGACAAUCGAAUAUCUGACAUGAAGAAGACUUUGCAACGUGAAUUACAAAGUAGUAAAUCUGACUUGACCACUGCAGAGGAACAAGAUAUAAGUAGAAGGUAUCUAAAGCACGUGGUGCUUCGUUUCCUGACUGCGCGGGAGAUAGAAGCGCGCCAACUAACCCGAGCGCUCGCGACCUUACUACGCCUGUCCGCGCACGAGGAGGCCUUAUUGCGGGCCGCGUUACCGCCACGGUCGGGCCUGGCCGCCUGGUUCCCGUCGCUCGACACCUGACCGCCUUAAUAGGCAGUUCAAACGCAAGAAUAAAAGAUUGCCCGCAACAGCAGAACCUAAGAGGUGCUUGUUUUAUUGCAAAUCAAAUGUACAUGCUUUCGUGAGAACAAACAAUAAUUAUUAUGUGCGUUUAGAUAACGAAAUAUAUGUUUGGGAUGAGGUAAUACGAACUACUUUCUCGUUAGUCAAACACAAAUUAUCCAGCUUCUUUAAUGUUUUACUUUUAAGGAACCAAAUAAUUUAUUAAAUAGUGCAAUAGACGAGUGGCCCUUAGCAUUAUUACGCUUUGUUAAAUGGUGCAGACAAUCGGUAGAGAUGUAAGUUAGACAUACGUGAUUUUUUACCAACACAAUUGUAAUUUAUAUGCAUUAUCAUAUUGUCUGUAGUCUAAUAUUUAAAUCGUGAGAUAUGGACUUACACUCAAAACGUAUCGAUUGUUUUUAAAGUACACGGUAUAUUGCUAUAAAAAUUGCUGCUUCAUUGCUUUCUAGCAUUCUCUCAUUGACAUCGAGAUGAAUGAGCUGAGUGGAUACACUUAGUGUUAUAAGUUUUAACGGUCUCUAGCAAAUUAUGUUAGUUUGAGCAAUACUAUAUUUUCAAAAACACACACGAAAAAGAUGGUUCAUAAAGCUGCAUAAAAAGUUUUUGCUCAAUGUAACUUUAUUGUUCGCUAGGGACCGUCAAAACUUAAAAUGCUAGGUGGGCCGAUAGAUGUGUCCGGAAGUGUAUUUUUGUUGUUGUGUUCAUGUCCAUUGAUUUAAAUCUUAGACUUUCAUUCCAGUCGCAAAUAUAAAUAAGCAAAUAAGCUAGCGCGAAUAACGUCAAUUUUGUUAAGCCAAGUCUAAGUAAUUGGAUUAAUUAAAAAUCACGUACCAUAGUCUACAACUCUCAUAAUUCGACGACGUUAAUUCUUCAUAUUGAGCUGUUAUACUUAUAAGUAAUGUAUUUAAAAGAUUAUAAGGUGGGCCAAACAGUACACUUUCGUGCGACCUCAUGAAUGAACAAUUGAAAUAUAACGGAAUUUCGGGAAAGAUGCAUCACUUCCUUAGAUGCAUAGUUGUAUGCUUAGAUUAAAACAAAAAGGGAAGAUACGGUACGCUCAUACUAGCAUCAAAUAACAUAAUUAUGAUCCGAUUCAACUACAUAAGCAACUGUCACACACGCACACAUCUGUAAAUAACAUUCAAUCGAGCGAGCGAGACAUCUGUACGCUUCAACGCAGAGCGAGCGAAACGGCGAAUCAGCUUCCAAGUGCGAACGGUCGAGCUGUAUUGUUGUCCUUUUCUUGAUUACAAAAUGGCGAUUACGUAAAUAACAUUCACGACAAACUGUGAUUUUUGAGAAAAAAAUGAUUUUACAGUUUUACGAAUGAUAAGUGUUGCCCAGGCAUUUGCUUUAAUUUUUAACUAUUUGUGUUCUUUAUAAAAGUAUCCAAGGCAUUGUUUUAUCUUUAUAACACAGAAUAUACGCAAUAUUGUUAUAUUGGGUGUACAUGCAACGUGUUUGAAUGUCCAAUUGUGACUACAACGAAUUGUGAUCGUACACCACAAUUUAAGCGGAUCACUUUUUAGCCGCGAGUGCCAUAUCUACCCUUUUUGUUUUAAUCUAAGGUUGUAUGUUUUCAAAAGUCGAACGAUUAUGACCGCGCGUGAAAAUGCAAAGCUGAAGGUUGCAAGGUCUGCGCAGCUCUACCUUUAGAAGUUAUAUUAAAAAAUCCUGGAAACAGAUUUUCGAGGCUGGAUAUAUCGUCACGUGUGACGUACGUGAAAAUUUUGGAUGAUACCAACUUCAAUUAUUUAUUUUUUAAACAUUUAACUACUAGUAGUUUAAAUCUAAAGAAAAUGUUACUGGAAAAAAAUCCACGCGGACCAGGCAGCAGACGGGACUCGAGCCCAACCCGUAUCCGGGCGGAUGCACUGACCAUUAUGAGGGCUGCGGUAGCAGCGGGUUCGAGUCCCGUCUGAUGCCUGGUCCGUGUGGAAUUUUUUCGAGUAAUAUUUUUUUUAUUUAAUUUUUUGCUUUUUUAUUAUUUAUGUCAAAUUAAAACUACCUAUAUUGGAAUUUAUAACUUGUGAUGUACUUAGAUAUUUUGAAAAAGAGUAUUAUUUUUUAUGGUAUUUUUUUGUCAUAUUGUUACUAGUCACUUGGCUUGGCCAUGAUUUGUGUUAUAAAAUUGCAUACAUAUAAUAAUUAUGUGAAACGAGUAUUUCUUUUUUAACAAUAGAUGUUUGGUUUAUCAACCAGGAGUUGUCAAUAUAGUAAUUGGCAUGUUUUAAAAAAGAACUUCAUCUUUUCUUAAUCACAACUUUUAGCAUCUGCUACAUUUGCUUUUGUCAUUUUAUUAAGGGUCAAGUUAACUACUUGAAGCUCACAGAAAGUCAUAUACGUAUAUCCAGAACGCUUUGAAGUUCUUACGCAGUAGGCAACUUUAUUCCUAAUAAAUCCAAUGCCAAUACCAAACGGUUUCCUCUAGACUGAUCAAGAUCGGACGAACUCUACGUUGCAUAAAAUUUUAACCUCUUUAUGAAUUCUUUCAAAGUUCAUAAAUUAUAUAAAUAAGGAAAUAAGGGAAACACUGACGUAACGUAACAAGUGCUUAAAGUGACGUUCCUACUUCUUGUCAUAAUUUUAUUAAGAAUAUAUUAAAUGGUUAAUAUUAAGAUGACAUUUUAAUUAACAGCACAGUUAGGAACAUUUUUAUUGCAAAUGCAAACUUAGGUCAAUACCCUAUUUUUCGCGAUUAAAGAUAACGAUAAGGUCCUUAGAUGUCAAAGUAUCUCAAUCAUAUCAUUCGUUAUUCACAAUCUUACGCAUCUGCGCAGUCUAUAGAAGUGUUUUAUUCAGCUAAUAAGUUAAAAUUCUAAGGUUUAAUAAGGCUUUAAUAUGAAUUAUAUCACAGAUCAAAAUGAUAACUUGUUACAUUCGUAAAACACCUUGCCCACUAAAUUAUUACGACUUUGUUACGUCCCAAACAUUGUGGUUGAUAUAGGUACGCGAAUAUCUUUAAAUUUAGAAAAUUAAUGUUAUCGCGAUAGAAAUUGAUGUAAGACCAUUGGAGGCUUGGUUAACUCAAGAUACUAUAAUAAACUCAUCAUACAGCUCAGCAUACAGCUUGACCGCUGUAAAGUCGACUCCCGGGUUAGUUUUGCUCCAUAAGCUAUCUUUUGUUUUAGGGCUCUUUCAAUUAAUGCGUGUCUCGACGGCCUGCUGCGGUCGGCAACAGUUCUAUUGUCGAGCGUUCGCGGUACCGACGCCGCACUGUUGCCGAACCGCGCGUUUUGUAUGAAAAAAAAGAUCGAUCUUACGAUCUUCCGUACGCUGUACGACAAACGCACCGCUUCGGUACCGCAGCAGGCCGUUAAGAAACGCAUAAAUUGAAAGCGCCCUUAUCCUAGCUUUAGCUUGGAGGAGAUCAAGGAUAGUUGAAGAAAGACAUUACUAAAAUUCAUUAUUACAAAAUAGGCCCACGGUUUUAAAAUGUAGUAGAUGUUUUAAAUUUAAGCCGACACUGCCCUUUUGAAAUCUAAUUGUUGCCUUUGCGACCUAUCAACCAGGGUUAAAUUCCUCAGUAUGUACUGUAACAUUGCAAAGUGAUUAUAGUAGGCAAUGCGACGUUUAAAACUUUAAAAUGCACUUUUAGAAGGUCCAAAAUUUGUGUUACACUUACUUCACAUGGUGCUAACUGAAGUGUCACCCUGGUUGAUAUCAUCCUAAAUUAGUGUUGCUGUAUUAAAAAAAUUGAACUGAGCAUUGUAAAAGCGUACUCGAAUAUGAUACAACUAAAUUAUUGGCUGAACAUAGCCAUUAAUAAGUAUAUGUUAAUUGUAAUUAAACCUUUUCAAUACAUUUAUAACUAUUUAAUAUAUUUAGAAUCCGAAAAAUAUAGGAUUAAUUUAUUUAGUAUUUUUGAAUAGCUAAGUAGGUAUAAAUAAGAUGUUACAGCAACACUGAUCAUAGGUGUUGUUACAUUUGUAUUAAAAACUACUAAAGUGAUAUUUAUGCAAAGAUCUGUACAUACUUGUAUAUUAAAUCUAGUCUUAGUGUGUUUCAUGAUUGAUCGCUUUAAAUGAAAAGUUAUUAUUGUAUAAAUAUUUAUUUUGUAUUUAUUUUAAAAUUAUCUAAGAGUUUAUUUUGUUGAAACAGAGAAUUCUAAGUAUUUACAUUCCUUAAACAAUUAUUUUAGAGGUAGUUUUUAGAAUUGGUAGCUUAUGGUUAUAUUUGUAAGACGACUCGAUGAUAUGUUGUUCAAUUUAAUAUUUUUUUUAUUCCCUAGAAUAUAUUGAACGAAAAUUUUA
This is a messenger RNA of Chilo suppressalis (striped riceborer), 6380 nucleotides long. The record is from the annotation of a GenBank genome assembly. Lineage: Eukaryota; Metazoa; Arthropoda; Insecta; Lepidoptera; Crambidae.